Messenger RNA from Thlaspi arvense, 1287 nucleotides. NCBI's taxonomy places the organism in Eukaryota, Viridiplantae, Streptophyta, Magnoliopsida, Brassicales, Brassicaceae. The record is from the annotation of a GenBank genome assembly.
AUGGCAGCUCGGAAGAGAGCUUCUUCAGUGUCGAUUCCCAGUAAACCGGAUCCGUCAGGACCCAACGCAGCGCCGUCGGAGCAGAAGAUGACCCGGAAUGCUUCCGGUGAGGAAUUCCGACUUGCGCCGCCGAAAUUGGGAGUGAUCUUCGUGAUCUCUUCUCUUCUGUGCUCGCUCUAUCUAUACCUUCUCUGUUUUCAUUACAAGGUUGAAAACGAGCUCAGGCGCUCGAUCCUCAUUAACGCCGGGCUUAGCUUGGCUGGGUUCUUCGUCACACUCAAGAUGAUCCCUGUCGCUGCCAGAUACGUUCUCAGGCGUAACAUGUUUGGUUUUGAUAUCAACAAAAAGGGAACACCUCAAGGAGAAAUUAAAGUGCCUGAAUCGUUGGGUAUUGUUGUUGGUGUUGUCUUCUUGAUCGUGGCGAUCAUAUUUCAGUAUUUCAAUUUCACUGAAGAUUCGAAUUGGCUUGUGGAGUAUAACGCAGCACUUGCAUCUAUUUGCUUCAUGAUUUUGCUUGGAUUUGUAGAUGAUGUCCUUGAUGUGCCUUGGAGAGUGAAACUUGUCCUGCCAUCUUUCGCUACCCUUCCACUAUUGAUGGCUUACGCUGGACAUACAACUAUUGUCAUACCGAAACCUCUUGUUGCUUAUGUUGGCUUAGAAGUGCUUGAUCUAGGACGGAUAUAUAAGUUAUAUAUGGGGUUACUUGCCGUCUUCUGCACAAACUCUAUCAACAUUCACGCUGGUUUGAAUGGCCUUGAAAUUGGUCAAACAGUUGUUACCGCCGCUGCUAUUUUGAUACACAACGUUAUGCAAAUCGGAUCAUCUACUGAUCCCGAGUAUCACCAAGCUCACGCCUUUUCCAUAUUUCUUACUCAACCGCUCAUGGCAACAUCCUUAGCAUUGCUUGCUUACAAUUGGUAUCCUUCUUCAGUUUUUGUUGGAGACACUUACACAGUCUUUGCCGGAAUGACUAUGGCAGUUGUUGGCAUUCUGGGUCACUUCAGUGAAACACUCCUCAUCUUCUUUCUUCCUCAAGUUCUGAACUUUCUAUUGUCGCUUCCCCAGCUUGCUGGCAUUGUGAAAUGUCCCCGCCAUCGUCUCCCGAGGUUUGAUACUGCAACCGGAUUAUUGACCGGAACAAAAGAUGGGACACUAGUCAACGUUUACUUGAGGUUAUUUGGUCCUAAAUCAGAAAAGUCUCUUUGCAUCCAUCUUCUCGUUUUCCAGGCUCUAGCGUGCGCCUUCUGUUUCAUGCUUCGACACUUUCUUGCUGGUUGGUACAAAUAA